CAAGUAGUUUAAGAAUUCGUCAUUGAAAAUAAAUUAAAUACAAUGUUUGAGAUCACAGAUACACAAAAAAUUGGAGUGGGACUUGCAGGGUUUGGAAUAUCUUUCCUCUUUCUUGGAGUCUUACUCCUCUUUGAUAAGGGUUUGCUUGCUAUCGGAAACAUUCUAUUUAUAUCGGGAUUAGCAUGUGUUAUUGGCCCGAAGAGAACCCUGAACUUCUUUUUCCAAAGACAUAAAAUAAAAGCCAGCAUUUCGUUUUUGGGAGGUGUUAUUGUGGUACUUAUGGGUUAUCCUGUUAUAGGAAUGAUUAUAGAAACAUAUGGUUUUAUAUUAUUAUUCAGUGGUUUCUUACCAGUAGCAAUAAAUUUCUUGCGGAGAGUACCUAUUUUAGGUACUAUUUUAAAUAUGCCUGGUCUAAGUCGAAUUCUAGAUAUGAUUGCAGGAGAUUCUAACAGAACAACUGUAUGAUGUGGUUCUUAACAUUACCGCUCAAAGAAUGUAUAUAAGAUUGACUAUUGUAUAUUGUGUCACACGAUCCCCUGUCAUUCCUUUUCAGUGUUUCGUGGAUCUCUUUUGUAUUAUGUAAAUAUUGAACAUGGGCAACAGAAUUCACUUACAUGUGUGUCAGUCAUUCAAUGUAACGUUAAUCUUAUGUAGACAUAAUAUAUAGAUUUUUCAUUUUCAUAUAAGGCAUAUUAUAAUGGUUGUAUGUGUGUAAAAGCAUUCCAAAAACUUCACAUUUAGAUGGGACAGGAAUUAAAAUUUAAGUAUGAAAAAUAUUUGUCAUUAAUUUGCUGUAUCAGUAGGUUAAUGAUACUGGAAGUUUUGUGCUUUUCAUUUGGAGCGUUUGUACCAAGAAAGCAAUGAAUGAAAUGUAAGUGAUGUAAUGCGUAUUAAAUGUAAUUAUUCCUUUUAAAAAAUAUACCAUUUUACUA
Molecule: messenger RNA, 932 nt
Organism: Dufourea novaeangliae
Lineage: Eukaryota; Metazoa; Arthropoda; Insecta; Hymenoptera; Halictidae
Product: vesicle transport protein GOT1B
Exons: 4
Coding region: 43-465 (140 amino acids)
Biological process (GO): endoplasmic reticulum to Golgi vesicle-mediated transport; retrograde transport, endosome to Golgi
Cellular component (GO): membrane; endoplasmic reticulum
Source: RefSeq, a predicted model, not a curated record